CAGCUUAGACUGUGAUUCUUUCCAAUCUCUCUCUCUCUCUCUCUCACUACAUACUAUUAUACUAUUAGGCAAUUGUUUGGCUCUUCCUCGAUUUGAUCGAUCGUCUCUCUCUCUCUCUCAAUUCUUUGCCAGUAAUGGCAGUGCAAGUAAAGAGGGUGAGGGUGUUUUCAUCGGGAAGGUAAAGCUUUGCUUCUUCACACGUCCCAGUUCUCUCUUUCUGCUUUCACACAUAUUCAUUCACAUGAUCAACCCAACUCCAACCAACCAGUGAACUCAGAUUUACUGUGCUUGUUACUCAAUCUGAACCACCACCGCGUGCGGACUCUGAUCACUGAAUUUCCUACUAGGAUUAUCACAGAGGGAAAAUACUGUUCAUUACUGCUAUCUAGCUUGUUUAUAUAAAAACAAGCACUCUUCAAGUGAAAACCAGCUGAAGCAGGCUUUGGCAGACCCAACAAAUUGAGAAAAGCUACCCCCACUACUACUACCACUAUCACUAACUUAGGAUUUUCCUGCAUAAAGCCUGAAACUCGUGUAGCUUAAAACCCGGGAGAGCCUUUGCAGAUAUAUACAAACUUUGUGUGUUGUCUUCGUCAAUAUUCUUAUUAUUAUUAUUACCAUUAUUGUAGCUAGCAAAACCUAGAAUUGCGAAAAUUGUCAAGAAAGAGAUCCAGAGAUAAUGCAGGGUGGCGCUAAUGGCACUAAUUCGAUGGCGUUUGGAGAUAACAGUACUAACACUAACGGCGGAGGGCUGUUUCCGAUGACGAUGAUGAUGCCUCUGAUGACUACUAACUCCCAGCACCAUCAUGGUCAUCACUCGCUUCACUCGAAUAACAGUCCGUUUCUUCUGCUACCUCCAAACCAAAACAAUCAUCAGCAAGACCAAACCCGCAAUAGCAGCGGCGGCAGCUCAUCUUUUGCUCUUGAUAACCAUAGCAAUAACCCUGCAGCGGCGGUAGGCUGUUAUUUCAUGGAUCACAACAACAACAGUGGUCAUGGAAGCUCUUCUUCCUCUUCGUCUUCUUAUAUCAAGUCAAAGAUCAUGGCUCAUCCUCACUAUCACCGUCUACUGGCCGCCUACAUCAACUGUCAAAAGGUUGGGGCGCCACCGGAGGUGGUGGGGAGGCUGGAAGAAGCAUGCGAGUCGGCGACGACGAUAGGUCAGAUGGUAAGUAGUAGUAGUGGAAGUACACAUGGACAUGGUUCCCUUGGUGAAGAUCCAGCUCUGGAUCAGUUCAUGGAGGCCUACUGUGAGAUGCUGAUCAAGUAUGAGCAAGAGGUCUCCAAACCCUUCAAGGAAGCGAUGCUUUUUUUAAAGAAGAUCGAGUCCCAAUUCAAAACCCUCACCGUUUCUUCUGCUUCCGAUUCUGGUUGUGGAGAGGGAGGUAUGGAUAGGAACAAUAAUGGAUCAUCUGAAGAAGAGGUUGAUGUGAAUAACAGCUUGAUAGAUCCGCAAGCAGAAGAUAGGGAGCUCAAAGGUCAGCUUCUGCGCAAGUACAGUGGAUACUUGGGUAGCUUGAAGCAGGAGUUCAUGAAGAAGAGGAAGAAAGGCAAGCUGCCUAAAGAGGCCAGGCAGCAGUUGCUCGAUUGGUGGAGCCGACAUUACAAAUGGCCUUAUCCAUCAGAGUCCCAGAAGUUGGCUCUUGCAGAAUCAACAGGUCUGGACCAGAAGCAAAUAAACAACUGGUUUAUCAACCAAAGGAAACGGCAUUGGAAGCCUUCGGAGGAUAUGCAGUUUGUGGUGAUGGAUGCUUCUCAUCCCACCCACUAUUACAUGGACAAUGUCUUGGGAAAUCCUUUUCCUAUGGACAUUUCUCCCUCAUUGCUCUGAGUCUCUAAGCCUCUGAGCAUCCAUAAUCUCAUAGAGUACUUGACUACUUGUUAUAUAUAACUAUAUAGCCAUGUAUGCUAAUUAAGAUUCGAAUUUUUAGUUAAUUGUAGAAUGCGAAUUCAUUUGGAUCUGAACAAUAUAUGAUAUAUGUUGGAUUAUUUCUCAUGCAA
Rosa rugosa (rugosa rose) is the source of this 2001-nucleotide messenger RNA. RefSeq names its product homeobox protein knotted-1-like LET6. The record is from RefSeq and is a predicted model, not a curated record. Gene Ontology annotation, molecular function: DNA binding; DNA-binding transcription factor activity, RNA polymerase II-specific. Gene Ontology annotation, biological process: regulation of DNA-templated transcription. NCBI's taxonomy places the organism in Eukaryota, Viridiplantae, Streptophyta, Magnoliopsida, Rosales, Rosaceae. Bases 680 to 1831 code for a protein of 383 amino acids. Gene Ontology annotation, cellular component: nucleus. The transcript is spliced from 4 exons.